GGUAUGGUCGUUUUUAUCUCCGUCUCCCAUUUGGAUCAUGAUUUCAUUCAUUCAUUUAUAUUUUGGUUACUUCUAGCACGCAAAGUUGUGUACGGAAUGGACCGAAAGGCGCAUUUCUGGACGUCAAGAUGAAUUACGUAUUCUCCAAGAUGAACGCGGGGCAGCCGUGCGAUUGAGGUUGGAGAAUAUGGGAUUUGCCAAGGGAUUCGUUGAUCUGGCGAUUUUCGGUGGAUUCCCAGGACUCCGACUGUCCAAACGCUUGACGGAUAAGGAAUGGGCCGCGAUGGAACAACAUGCUGUCGAAGCAGCUCGAAGGCACGAACAGUUGUGUCUGGACCGUUUCCUUCGUAAGGCAAAGGAAUCAAAGGAAUGCAUUAUCUCAAAGUAUCGGUCCUGGUAUGAAUGUCGUGAUCCGGGGAAUGAAUUUUGGCCACCUCCCUUUGAUAUAUGGACGAUUCCUGCAAUUGAGGAUUCUCUGGUUGAAGUCUUGAAAUCGAACUUGCACCAUCUUCAAGGUCUCCCCCAUUGGUCUAGCGUGCCUGACAUCAUAUUGGAUUCCUUAGUGCACCGCUUCGAGGACAUUGCCAAUAAUCACUCGAUGAGUUCCAAGAUGGGGCGACUGGAAUUGGUCCCUGAGGAGCUCAGGUUGCCAUCUGCUCGAGAAACGUUGGAGUUGGCUCGAACUCUUUUUGUGAGACUGUCAGAUUCUAGCAUCAUACGGUACCCCCGCCUCACCGAUCAAAGUGAUUGGUGCUGGAACGAGCUUGGAUCGACCGUCAUGAGCGAUAUCAUCAUCUUGGCUGGACACGAUCCUAAUACUAUGACUUUUGCACAACUCUUGGAAGAAGAUAUUUGGGUUGAGUGUCUCACCUGUGCUCAGGCUGAUCAAGAAGGGAAGGUCGUUCAAGCUGUGGAAGCGGUGAUGCACUGUCAUAUAGACCAUGGCGCUGAUGCAACUAACAAGCAGUCGGUGGAAUGGAGGAUUCUGGAAGGGCUGGAGCUCGUACUCACCAGAGUGUUGAACACACGGAUCAAAAAGUGGUGGAAGUGCCUGCUUUGUGGGUACGAGAGCGUUGACAACGAAAACUCCGUUCUUAGGCAUAUUUCAUGGCAGUAAGAUAUGGUUCGGAGUGGUGAUCGAGACCUUAUGCAUCUAAUUGUUGUUUUUUUUUUUUCCUACCCAGACAUCCAAAAGCACGCCCGGAUUUACAGUAUUGCUACAUAGGCUGGCAUCGUCAAACCCCGCGGAAACCUAUCCCUAACUCGGUGCAUUUUGAGUGGGAGGAAAUG
Molecule: messenger RNA, 1290 nt
Organism: Cantharellus anzutake
Lineage: Eukaryota; Fungi; Basidiomycota; Agaricomycetes; Cantharellales; Hydnaceae
Exons: 5
Coding region: 188-1117 (309 amino acids)
Source: RefSeq, a predicted model, not a curated record